Messenger RNA from Schistosoma turkestanicum, 722 nucleotides. Lineage: Eukaryota; Metazoa; Platyhelminthes; Trematoda; Strigeidida; Schistosomatidae. The record is from the annotation of a GenBank genome assembly.
AAACGCGCUCGCUUCUCGUUAUUUCGACAAACGUUGGUUUGUUUCAUACAUAUGAAUCUGAAUAACACUCAUAAAGACGUCAAUCCAGAAACUGGUGAAGAAAUUAAGCGUAAUGAGUAUCGUAAAAUGGGUACGUACGACUUCGUGCGGCGUGAUAUUGAAAGAUAUUUUGCACAUCCAGAAGAAGCAAUUGUAACUCCUGAAUUAUCUCAACCUCAACUUCCUAAACCACCACCUGAGUUCGUUCGAAACGUUUGGGGCUCUGCCGCUGGAGUGGGCAGUGGAGACUUCCACAUAUAUAGAGGUAUUAGACGAAGAGAGUAUACUCGUCUAGAAAUGAUUGAAAAAACCGCGGAAGAGGAACGUUUAGAUAAAGAGUUUCAAAUGAAACAACAAGCGUUGAGUGAUUUAGCAGCUGAAAAAACUGCUAAAAAGCGAGCUAAGCGUCAAUUGAAGAAAGCAAAACGAUUAAACAAAAGAAAACUAAAAUCGAAGUCAAGAUCCGAAUCCGGUAAAGACAGUGAUUACUCAGAUGAGCAAGUAGAAAAUGAUACACAGAUAAAAGAUCAUGAAUCUAAUGAGAUUGAAUAAUCUCUAAAAUAUAGAUCUCUUAUAAUGGCUGUUUGUAAAUAUUUCGUUACAUCUAUGUAUAAUAACAUUCCCGCCUAUUUUAACGAGUUUUAUUAAUUUUUAGUCUAUGGGAGUUUCCGAAUAAUAUCGUG